Molecule: messenger RNA, 7855 nt
Organism: Meriones unguiculatus (Mongolian gerbil)
Lineage: Eukaryota; Metazoa; Chordata; Mammalia; Rodentia; Muridae
Gene: Filip1
Product: filamin A interacting protein 1
Exons: 7
Coding region: 351-3884 (1177 amino acids)
Source: RefSeq, a predicted model, not a curated record
CAGCGUGCGGGGAGCAGCAGAGGAGAAACCUAAUCUCAGAGCCCAACAACACCUAGCAACAGUUGAAAAAAACUUUGAAACAAAAGUCGGGGUGGGAGAUAGGCGACUUCCAAUUCCUGCUGCUCCCGACUGAAGGAGAAGCUGCAGCUACUCUGUGCCGUUUCCUGUAUGACUUCAGCUACUGGCUAGUCCCAGCACAGUGGGAAAAGCCUUUUCCUCGGUCUUCUUUUGGGCUGGCUAGUUUUCCAGGACUCAGUCUUGGGCUGUGGGACAAGCCACUGGGUUCUACAAGGGAUAAACCAGCCGAGAGACAGCACACCUUUGGUUGAAGGAGCCGCCAGCAGGUGGGAAUGAGGUCCCGAAACCAGGGUGGAGAAAGCUCAUCUAAUGGGCACGUCUCCUGCCCCAAGUCCUCCAUCAUCAGCAGUGCCGGUGAUCUAAGACCCUCAGAAGACGCAAAAAAGAACAAGGCGAAUCGGAAGGAGGAGGAUGUCAUGGCUUCGGGAACUGUCAAACGGCAAUUCAAACCAUCUGGAGAAAGUGAGAGAAAGACUAAGAAGUCGCUGGAGCUAUCCAAGGAGGACCUCAUCCAGCUCCUGAGUAUAAUGGAAGGAGAGCUGCAGGCUAGAGAAGACGUGAUCCACAUGCUGAAGACAGAGAAAACCAAGCCUGAGGUUCUGGAGGCGCAUUAUGGAUCUGCAGAACCAGAGAAAGUGCUUCGGGUCCUGCACCGAGAUGCCAUCCUCGCUCAAGAGAAGUCCAUAGGAGAAGAUGUCUAUGAGAAACCUAUCUCAGAGCUGGACAGACUGGAGGAGAAGCAGAAGGAGACGUACCGCCGCAUGCUGGAGCAGCUGCUGCUGGCGGAGAAGUGCCACAGGCGCACCGUGUACGAGCUGGAGAACGAGAAGCACAAGCACACUGACUACAUGAACAAGAGCGACGACUUCACCAACCUGCUGGAGCAGGAGCGAGAGAGGUUGAAAAAGCUCCUUGAACAGGAGAAGGCUUACCAAGCCCGCAAGGAGAAAGAAAAUGCUAAGAGGCUCAAUAAACUCCGGGAUGAGCUUGUGAAGCUCAAGUCGUUCGCACUCAUGCUGGUGGAUGAGAGGCAAAUGCACAUUGAGCAGCUGGGCCUGCAGAGUCAGAAGGUCCAGGACCUCACUCAGAAGUUGAGGGAGGAGGAAGAAAAGCUCAAAGCCAUCACCUACAAAUCCAAAGAAGACCGCCAGAAACUGCUCAAGUUAGAAGUGGACUUUGAGCACAAGGCCUCGAGGUUUUCCCAGGAGCACGAAGAGAUGAACGCCAAGUUGGCUAACCAAGAAUCUCACAACAGGCAACUUAGACUCAAACUGGUUGGCUUAUCUCAAAGGAUUGAGGAGCUGGAAGAGACCAAUAAAAGUCUCCAGAAGGCGGAGGAAGAGCUUCAGGAGCUGAGGGACAAAAUCGCCAAAGGCGAAUGUGGAAACUCCAGCCUCAUGGCGGAGGUAGAAGGUCUGCGCAAGCGCGUGCUUGAGAUGGAGGGCAAGGACGAGGAGAUCACGAAGACCGAGGCCCAGUGCAGGGAGCUGAAGAAGAAGCUCCAAGAGGAGGAGCACCACAGCAAGGAGCUGAGACUGGAGGUGGAGAAGCUGCAGAAGCGGAUGUCCGAACUGGAGAAGCUGGAGGAAGCCUUUAGCCGGAGUAAGUCGGAAUGCACGCAGCUCCAUUUGAAUCUUGAGAAAGAGAAGAACCUAACCAAAGACCUGCUGAAUGAGCUGGAGGUGGUCAAGAGCCGAGUGAAAGAGCUUGAGUGCUCGGAGAGCAGACUGGAGAAGGUCGAGUUAAGCCUGAAAGACGACCUGACGAAGCUCAAGUCCUUCACUGUGAUGCUGGUGGAUGAAAGGAAAAAUAUGAUGGAAAAAAUAAAGCAAGAAGAGAGGAAAGUGGACGGGCUGAACAAAAACUUCAAGGUGGAACAGGGAAAGGUGAUGGAUGUCACCGAGAAGCUGAUUGAGGAAAGCAAGAAGCUCUUAAAACUCAAGUCUGAAAUGGAGGAAAAGGUGUACAGUUUGACAAAGGAGAGAGAUGAAUUGAUGGGCAAGUUGAGGAGUGAAGAAGAGAGGUCCUGCGAACUGAGCUGUAGCGUUGACUUGCUGAAGAAGCGGCUUGAUGGCCUAGAGGAGGUGGAGAGGGAGAUAAACAGAGGCAGGUCGUGCAAGGGGCCUGAGUUCACCUGCCCGGAGGACAACAAGAUCAGGGAGCUGACACUUGAGAUCGAGAGGCUGAAGAAGCGUCUCCAGCAGUUGGAGGUGGUGGAAGGGGAUUUGAUGAAGACCGAGGACGAGUAUGACCAGUUGGAGCAGAAGUUCAGAACUGAGCAGGAUAAGGCGAACUUCCUCUCCCAGCAGCUGGAGGAGAUCAAGCACCAAAUGGCCAAGAACAAGGCCAUAGAGAAAGGCGAGGCUGUCAGUCAGGAAGCCGAGCUGCGACACAGGUUUCGGCUGGAGGAGGCCAGGAGUCGCGACUUACAGGCCGAGGUGCAGGCCCUCAAGGAGAAGAUCCACGAGCUCAUGAACAAAGAAGACCAGCUGUCCCAGCUCCAGGUCGACUAUUCGGUCCUUCAGCAGAGGUUCAUGGAAGAAGAAAACAAGAACAAGAACAUGGGGCGGGAGGUUCUCAACCUGACCAAAGAGCUGGAGCUUUCCAAGCGCUACAGCCGAGCUCUCAGGCCCAGCGGCAACGGCAGGAGGAUGGUGGACGUGCCGGUGGCCUCCACCGGGGUGCAGACAGAGGCCGUGUGCGGGGAUGCUGCGGAGGAGGAGGAGACUCCGGCUGUGUUCAUUCGCAAGUCCUUCCAGGAAGAGAACCACAUCAUGAGUAAUCUUCGGCAGGUGGGCCUGAAGAAACCCAUGGAACGGUCCUCGGUCCUCGACAGGUAUCCCCCAGCCGCCAACGAGCUCUCCAUGAGGAAGUCUUGGAUUCCGUGGAUGAGAAAAAGAGAAAACGGCCCCUCCACCCCGCCAGAGAAAGGGCCCAGGCCAAACGCGGGAGCAGGGCACCCCGGCGAGCUGGUCCUGGCCCCGAAGCAGGGCCAGCCCCUGCACAUCCGCGUGACACCGGACCACGAGAAUAGCACCGCCACCCUGGAGAUCACGAGUCCCACAUCCGAAGAGUUCUUCUCUAGUACCACCGUCAUUCCGACCUUAGGCAACCAGAAACCAAGGAUAACCAUUAUCCCAUCACCCAACGUCAUGUCGCAGAAGCCCAAAAGUGCAGAUCCUACUCUAGGCCCAGAACGAGCCAUGUCCCCUGUCACCAUCACUACUAUUUCCAGAGAGAAGAGCCCCGAAGGGGGAAGGGGCGCGUUUGCAGACAGGCCUGCGUCCCCCAUCCAGAUCAUGACGGUGUCGACCACGGCGGCUCCCCCUGAAAUCGCUGUCGCUCCUGAAUCCCAGGAAGUACCCAUGGGAAGGACUGUCCUCAAAGUCACCCCGGAAAAACAAACUGUUCCAAGCCCCGUGCGGAAGUACAACUCCAAUGCCAACAUCAUCACCACGGAAGACAAUAAAAUUCACAUUCACCUGGGGUCUCAGUUUAAACGAUCCCCCGGGCCUGCCGCUGAAGGCGUGAGUCCAGUCAUCACCGUCCGGCCUGUCAGCGUGACAGCUGAGAAGGAGGUCUCUACAGGCACAGUCCUUCGCUCUCCCAGGAACCACCUCUCUUCGCGGCCUUGUGCUAGCAAAGUGACCAGCACUAUAACCAUAACCCCGGUCACAACCUCAUCCACCCGAGGAACCCAGUCAGUGUCAGGACAAGAUGGGUCAUCUCAGCGGCCUACACCCACCCGCAUUCCUAUGUCAAAAGAGAGCGUCAUUAUUCACCAGUUGCGAAUGAGCUCCCGAUGAGACUCCCCAGCACAGCCCUCAGUCAUCACUAAGGUCCACCACGCGACUGAUGUUGACUGGAAACAUCCUAUGACUUCCAGUAAUUUUUUUUUUUUGAGGAUUCAAUUUAACAGUUAAAAACCACAUUGUGGAAGAUAUCAACGUAUGUGGCAAAAGCAAUUGAAUCUUUGUGCCCAAAGAAAGUUUUCUUCUCUUUGCAAAGCUUUCACGUCUGUGGCAUAUGCUGUAUAAUUUAUUUUUACAAUACAUUUUGUAAUGCGACUUUUCCCCCUAAGUUGUUUCUUUUCUCAUAGUCUCUGGCACAUAUAUCUGUAGACUGCACUGUCAGUUUUUCAGAGUAUUGGUGUUGUGUAAUCGAAAAGUCUAACCUAUCAUUUUCCUUUUAUUCAUUUGUUAUUUUUAAGAAAAAGGAAGCUUAACACUCUAUUUCCCCAGACAACUUUAAGAGGUAAAACCCAGAAACAGUAGAUUUCAGGAGUUUGUUUGUAUGAUGCUGUGGUUCUGCUCCUGGUUCAACACUAAAAAACAGUGUUCUGACUUAGGAGUUCAAGUACUUAAAACCAAUUUGUAAGUGUUCUGUAUGAAAAACAAACAGCUUUGAAUGGCAGUUCAACUUUAUCUCUAUCUGCAUUAUUUAAUUCUGUGUAUAACAUAUAGUCAUGACUGUAAUGCCAGGGUAUUUCCCAUAUAGUACCCCCUCUCCCAUGAAAACUUGCAAAUAAAAACUGACCUAGAUAAUGUCAACUUUUUUUUUCUCCAAAAAACAGGAACACCUGAAGGUAGAUAUUCAUUUCCCUAUGAUUUUGAUAGUUUUAAAACUACUUGUAAGUAGGAAAACAACUUCUUCUCCUCUUCCUCCUCCUCCUUUUCCUUCUUCUCCUCUUCUUCCUCCCCCCUCCCCCUUUUCUUCACGUUGGUACAGGUUCUUGCUAUGUAUCCCCAGCUGGCCUAAAACUGGCUGUGUGGACUAGACUGGCCUUAAACUCACAGGCCUUGAACUGCCUGUCUGCGCCUCUCACAACUGCUGGGGGACCAAAGGCAUGUGUCACCAGCUAAGAAUACAUUUUUGGAAGAAUUAAGAACCUACCAUUUACUACUCAAAUUUCACUGUCAAAGCUGCUGUUGAAUUUAGGUUUGGGUGAAAACGUGAAGUCUGUUUGAAACUGCGGCAAAACAACCACAACAAAACACUGUUGGUGUGAGUGUAUUUCUAAUAAGGUCUUUAAAAUAACUCCGAAAGUUCUGAGUUGGCGGUUCAGUUUCUAAACCCAGAAGUCAUUUACCGUGCUACUCCAGUGUGAUUAAAGAGCCAGUGCAUCUUCUGAAUGUUAUGAGGUGAAUAAAAUCACCCACAUAAUGUACUGUCGGCUCACUUCUGCAGUCCACAGCUGUACCCACGCCAGCCACAGAGGGACGUUUACAGUGUCUCUGGAAUAGGAAACCCAAUGCUAAACUUCCUCCCUAAUGUAACCUGGGUUUUAAUGUAUUCUGUGGAACUGACAAAUGAUAUUCAAUAUAUACAUAUUGUAAAUUAAAUAACUAUAUUUUCUAAAAAUUAUUUUUACUGAAUUUUUAAAAGUAAAAUGUUAUGUUGGGCUUGAAUGAUUGUGGCUUUGGUUACUGUGGUUUUGAUUACUGACACAGAAGCCUAGACUAUAUGUGUGUGUGUGAAGAUUUUUAAAAGUGUUGUUUUCUCAAAAUGUUGAAAUGUAAUGACACUUUCAAUUACAAAACAGUUCUUGUUUUAUUUGGUAUUUUUAUGUUGUCAGGGAGGUAAAGUUUUGAGGUGGAACAGUUCCCAAAGCUAAAUUAUUUGCUUUAAGUUAAAACAUUACUACGAUGUGUAGACGGACGUGCUGGGUCUCCUCCCCUUCUGAGUUGUAAAGAAUCUUGGUAUCCGCAAAGACAGUGACAAUCAUGUUGCAAACAGUCAUCUGGGUAGAUUGCUGAGAUUUUUUUCUUUGUUUAAACCUGAGUGACAGAUAAGUACAAUGAGCACGCUAAAUUUGAAAUAAGAGACUAUUAACAUACACGUUGAGAAUCUCAUCUUAGCAACCUUGUCUAAUUGUAAAAGUUGCCUUCACAAGCAGUUCUGGCACUAACCUGGAUCAUGUCACAUAACUUCAAUUUCUUUUACUGUAAAUACGUCUCCAUCAAUUUGAAUGAGGCUAAUUUUUGGAUGGAAUGAUUUACAUGUUUUCUGAAGUGUAGUCAGUAUUUCUAGUUCAAGUUGUUUUGUUUUGAAGACAGGGUCUCCUUCUGUAGACCUGAUUGGCCUGGAACUCAGAGAUCCUGUCCCUCUCUGUUUCCUGAGUGCUGGGAAUAAAGGUGUGCAAUACAAUACCCAAGCCUUUACACUUGUUUUGAGACAGGGUUUCACUCUCUGUCCCAGGCUCUCCUCAAACACACCCUGUAGCUAAGGAUGGGAAUGAACUCAUGAUCUUGUCUCAGUCGCCUGAGUGUUAGGACUAUAAGCAUGAGUCACAAUGCUGACUACACCUUUCUUCUUGGUAACUGGUUUCGCUUAUUUGAUUUUGGUUUUCAUGAUAUCUUCUGCAUUUUUCAAGUGUUCAUAAAGUAUUGAGCUUGAUGAAGAUAGCGGACAGAGUACGUGCACAGGAUGGUAGCACCCAGAGUAUACAUAAAGUAUGAAUUCAUCGAGUCUUUUUUUUUUUUUUAUAAGAGAUAAACUUUUUUUUUUUUUUAAAGAUUUUAUUUAUUUUAUUAUGUAUACCAUGUUCUGCCUGCAUGUAUACCUGAAUGCCAGAAGAGGGCACCAGAUCACAUUAUGGAUGGUUGUGAGCCACCAUGUGGUUGCUGGGAAUUGAACUCAGGACCUCUGGAAGAGCAAGCAGUGCUCUUAACCUCUGAGCCAUCUCUCCAGCCCCGAAUUCAUCGAGUCUUAAGAUAACCACUAAGAAAUCAUCAUGUGGAAUAUCUAGUUUAAGCAGUAAGAGCAACACAGACACUACUGAAAUAACUUGGAGCUAGUGGAAGUCAGAGGCAAAGCAAGAGUAAAUGGAUUAUUAGGCAGGUGAUGCUUUUAUCCAAUGCCAUAAUUGAACUUCUCUGGAAAGUCAGAAAAAAACAUGGCAGAAGUUAAGUAUGUUAGUGUAUUGUUUGAGCAACACAUCCAAAAAUAGCAGAAAUACAAAAUAAAACUGAAAACUCAUAGUUGGUACCUGAGGCUCAUGCCCUCAUCUCCAUUACUAAACCAAUACUAAAAAGACUAAUUAAAAGGCAAAGAAAAAAAAGAAUAAAAAUAUCUGUAAGAAACUUAUAAAAAUUAGAAGUUUUAUCACCAUUAUUAUUUGUUUCUUAAGUUCUCAGUAUGUGUUUUAUAACUUCAUAAUAACUGUGUGUUCCUUAUGGAAAAAUGUAAGUUUUUGGACAGGUAUGUUUAUGGAUUCCAUGGUGCGAGGCAGGCAUUUUCUGCUUUUUCUUUGUGGUUUAUGUUAUUUAGGGGUAUUUCACCUAAUCAUCCAACAGGUUUUGUUACUUUACAGUGCAAAUUGGACUUUUAAAUCUAAUUCUUUAACAAAAGCAUAUAAGGUAUUCAUUUAUCCAAUAUAAUAAACAUAUAAUGUGAUCAGUCUUAGAAUUAUUCAAAUUUUAGCAGUUUUCAAAAGCAAGAGUGCAUCUUGAAAACCUUUUAGAAAUAUUUUGUAUUUCCUAUCAUUCUUAAUUUGCCUCCUUUAAGUUCUAUUAAGUACGUAAGUUGAUUAUUUUACACUAAAAUGACAUGAUUUUAUGUACUUGUCUUUUAGAAGAAGUGAGAUACCCUGUUUUCAGCUCUUCACAGGUGAUUGAAAUUACAAUUCAGACGUUCUUUGUGCUACUUUUGAAAGCAAAUACAUUUGUGGAGAUCUCACAAGAGUAUGAAAAAAUGACAAUGAAAUACGAAUGCAUCGUGCAGUCUUCUUCUUACAUCAGAGCACAAUAUUCAUAAAAUUAAAACAAUUUAAAAUAAA